UCCGCCCCAGUGUUCCGUUUCGAGUUUCGUCCCGGAAGCCAGAGGCGGGCGGAACCAGGUCAAUGAGGCCGGUGGUCUCGCUUCGGAAGCAUGGUGACGGCGGCGGCGCCGGCGCGGAGGAUGAGGGGAGACGCUUCGUGGUCCUUCGUGCUCUUGGCGGGGCUGCUCCCUGGGCUUUCAGGGCUGAGGCUUCUCCUCAGCGCCCCGCCACUUUUCAACUGUUCCCAGCCGGGUUUACGCUGCCUUGUGCGAAACAGUUACUGUGUGGAUGAGAGCUGGCUCCUUCCUUCGAAAUGGACUCCUUCAGCCCCAAGUUCUGUUGACGUAUUUAUUGAUACAUUUUUUGCUGAAGAUGGGAAAUUGGUUCCCGUGCUGAAGAUAGAGUGGAAAGUGGCUACUGAUGCAAGCAUCAUAUACCUCAGAGGAGUGGAAUUGGCUGUAGUACAAUUAAGCAGUAACCGGCAGGUUUGCGCUCAAUUUGACUUUCAAAAUAACUUGACGUUCCAAGUCCGUCCAGACAAUGGGGGCCGGUGGAAUUUCUCUUUCAACCGUUUUGAGGUACAACCAGGCCAAAUGUACCAAGUAACUGUCUAUCAUUUGCCCAAAUUAAGUACUGCAGGGGACUAUAACAGGAGAUCAAAGCCAUUCACAGUACCAAAUUGCACACAUCCUACCAUGAAAAGAACAGAACCGUGUGUGCGAAUAGGGAGUUUGUGGGAACCCAGAAUUAAUGGAACAAGUCUAGAUGAUCAUUCUGUGUUGCUGAGCUUUGACCCUGCAGAGAUGCCAGCCACCUAUUUUAUCCAUGUAAUCAGUGUUCGGGAGGAUGAAAAGGUGUGCAAGAAGGCCACGGAAAGCAUUUCAGAGAAGGGUCUGCAGCAGCGUCUUAAUGUCACAGUCAAGCUGGAAAGGAACUUGAAGAUCUGUUGCAAAUACAAAGUGCAGAUCCAGCCAAUCUUUCCUGCCUGUGCUACAGACUGUACGAGGCAGCCAUUUUUAAUCCCGUGUUCUUCUGCUGAUGCUUUAAGUGUUGCUGAUCAUUCCGGAAAAAAUGAUACAUUUUCAGUGGGGUUACCUUGGACCCACACUAUCAUCUGCAUUUUAUUAGUUGGUUCAGCUAUUGCUUCCGCAAUCUGCCUUACUCGAAGACAAAAAGAAUUAAAUUCUGCAGCAAAAAACUGUGAUUUUGAACUCCAAGACGUCACCCCUAUGUUGCAGCCUCCUCCACACCUCAAGCCACGUACAGUUUGGAUUGUGUAUUCUGCUGAUCACAAGCUCUAUGUAGACGUUGUGUUGAAAUUUGCUCAGUUCAUGAUCACAGUGUGUGGUACGGAGGUCAUCCUAGACCUGCUAGAGGAACAUCAGAUAUCCGAGGUGGGAGCAAUGUGCUGGCUUACUCGGCAGAAACAGAAAAUGGAAGAGCUGUCGUCGAAGAUUAUCAUCUUGUGUUCCCGGGGUACUCGAGCCAAGUGGCAAGCUAUGCUUGGGCACGAGCAAUCCACUGUACAUCUGAAGCAAGAUAAUCUGCGACCAACAGGGGACAUGUUCACUCCAGCACUGAAUCUGAUUUUACCAGACUUCAAGCAGCCAGCUUGCUUUGGACUGUAUUUAAUCUGCUACUUUGAGGGCAUAAGCAAUGAGAGUGACAUUCCAGACCCAUUCCAUGUCACCUCCAAAUAUCAACUGAUGGAUAAAUUUGAGGAAAUUUACUUUCUAAUCCAGGAUCUUGAAAAAUUUGAGCCAGGGCGAAUGCAUCAGAUCCCAGCCAUCUCGCCUGAAAAGUACACCGAAAGCCCCUGUGGCAAACAGCUGAAGGAGGCUUUGCAGAAAUUCCAGGCAUGGCAGGCUGAACGCCCAGAUUGGUUUAAAAGUGAACGUGUCUGCUGUGAGGAUGAAGAUGAUCUACAGUCCCUGAGUGGGGAACUCGGAGAAGAAGAAUUAAUAUUCCCCGGGGAAGGAAUUCUCAAGAAGCAACUGCUUCCAAAGGAACCUGACCCCAAUAGCUGUUGCUUAGUCAAUCUUCUGGUUAAUGAAGAGGACUUGGGAGCAUAUAAAUUGACACCUCAGCAUCUGUCACAAGAAGAUCUAGCAUUCCAAACUCUGGUCACUCCUGCUGAGACACCUUCUGUUCAGGUGGUCAAGCCAACUGCCCUUGCAGAAGAAAAAGAGAUACUCAGUCAUAAACUUUUGACCAAUGAAGAUUGGCUAGAAAGUGUGCCUAUGAUGGAAGCUAGCAUCCCAAGAAGAAAUAAUGUCAUUCUUCAAGAGGAUUUAUCCUCAGAUCCCCAGGCCUUGCCAGCUGAUGUGAGGCAACAACUGCAGGGAUUGAUGUAUUCCCUCUAUCAACAAAGUAUCGUCCCCUUGGAUGUGCCCCUUUGCCAAGCAGAUGUUAAUGAACAGCAACAGCUGGUAUUUGACGAGGCUUGCAAAGUUCAGAGACAGUCGGUACAGUCAGAUCAGGGUUAUAUCUCCAGAUGUUCUUCUUUGCCUUCUGAUAGCCCUGUUGAACAGGAGGAAGAAGAGAACCAACAGGAAGGAUAUUGUUCUGGUGGGCAUCUCACGGCAGAUGUCUUGAAUAGUCUAAAAAGUCUUCAGCAGCAGUUGUUUUCCCAAGAUAUCCAGAAAAACUGUAGCUGAGGUCACUUGGGAGAGUGAAGGGAGAAUUUGUUUUGUUUUUGAAACAGCUAGACAGCCCAUGACUGAUUGGGUGAUUUUUCUUUCAACAUAUAAUACAGGCCUGCAAUGUUUUCCCUCCCCUUGUGACCUUUGAGAGCUCUGGAGAAGAAGCCGCCUCCUCCUCCUCCUCCUCCUCUUCCUCCUCCUCAUGGAACUGCCUGUCACUUUGCUAGGGGAAGGGAGAAUAAAGGGAGGGCUUACCACAAAAGAAGGAGGGUUCAAAGGUUCAACUAUCAUUGGCACACCCCAGCCAGUCCUCUCCAGGCAUCCCAGUCACUCCUUCGUCCUUUCUCUUUCCAAAUAUAAUGUAGGCUUGCACUUUUCCCCUCCAUUCACAAACCUUCCUCCUUCCUUCAGCUGACCUGCGGAACUGCCUGCCACAUUGUUGUGGAAAGGGAGAACUAUGGGAGCCAUGGACCACAAGGAAAAUUGCAUCCUGCUUCUCAUUCUGGCAUGUCCCCAAGGGCCCCCUCCCUUCAGGCAGGAAGAAGGCUCAUCUCAAACAGCCCUUUCUUACCAGCAGGCAUCCACGUUACUCCCUCAUUCUUCCCUUAUUAGCCAUUGCCGUCAAGAGAUCUAAAAUUUUGGCCAUGGUUUCAAAGCUGCCACUGAUCGCUUGUCAGUUCUUGCUACCAGCCAGUUGGGUGUAGGGGCCAGAGGGAGGCUGGAUACAGAGUAGGUGUAUGCCCUUCCCAACUUUCCUUGUCCUAUGCCAGGGGUCUUCAACCUCUGGGCUAUGGACUAGUACCGGGCCGUGGCAUGCCAGCAACCAAGCUUUGCAAAAAAGCGAAGCCCCAUCCGUGGGAUGCAGGCAACCUGCAAAACCAUACCCCUCCAGUCCACAAAAAAAAACUUUCUCCAUGGAACCACUCCCUGGUGCCUAAAAGGCCAGGGGCCACUGUGUAAUGCAACCUACAGGUUCCUGGAAAGUGUAAUCAGAAGGUAUGGCACUAAAACUUUGUCAAAUUUCAAUCUCACGGGAGUCAUGGAUCCCAGACUUUGGACUCAUUCUGUUAAGUAGGCCUCUUUAAAGUAUGUUGAUUCAAAAAUCAUUGCUCUAUGAUACACCAUUUUGCCCAGUUGGAGGCUACAAAAUGUCAAACAGAAGCAAGAGUUUUAGUAGUAUUGUAUAGAAGUUAAUGGCUGUUUGUUGAAUUGUGCAGCGUCUAAUCUGAGCUAAAUAGCAAAGUGCUAUGAUGAUAUAAACUGCCUCUUAAGAGUACAGGGAUAGUCAUAGAAGAUGAGGAGAAUUCUCAAAUAUUCUGAAGCCUCUUCUGAAAGUAAUAAGUAUUAAGGUAAAAGAAACUUUACGUGACAUGAAAAAUACUGUCUAGUCCAAUCUCCAUUGUGGCUGAUAGCAGAUUAUCUAUGCAUUUAGUAGUUUUGGUCUCUUUUUAUAAGUAUUCACUUUUGUAAUUAUAGUUCCAAUUUGUAGCAGUGAAUUUUGUCUGCCAGUUUUGCCCUAUACAAAGAAGUGUUUUCUAUCACCUUUGCCAUUUAAUUUCAUAGUAUUAUCUAUAUUUAUUUUAUUACUUAGCAAGGAAGAAAAACUCUACAGUACUUACCUUAUGACUUACACCCUUCUCUCUUUUGUACCUGAUUUUGUCACUGUUUGCUUUUUUUUCUGAACUAUAGUAUCCAAAACACUUUAUCACAACUGCUAACUGAUCAGUUGGAUAACUUAUUUCUGCAAUUUCCUAUACUAGGAUGUCUGUGUUAAGCUAAUAUUGCUAGAGCUGUUAACUGAAUUCCAGUCUGUCCAACUAUAAUUGAUACUGGCUGAUUUUCAGUUCUUUUUAUAAAAUAACUAACUGCCCCCUUGUAUGAACUAUCCCCAUUUCAUAGGCACCAUAGGCCAGUGAGGCACAUUGUUCAGCCUCAAAAUCUUUUCUCAGUCUUUUCCACCAGUUCAGAUUCCAUUAAUGAAUGCAGAACUUGAGCAUCUUGUCUCAAUAUAGUUGCAUUUGACUUGCUUACUUUGAAGUAUAUUUGUCACUUUCUUGUCCAAUAAAAGGGAUUUUAUAAGGCAUAGUUCCAUAAGCAUUUUUAAAGGGAAAUUUAAUAAAAUUUUAAUGAUCAGAAGUCCUGCACUAAGGAAUUGGUCCACUUAUUUACAAAUGAUAUGAAAAAAAUAUUUUUCUACCAAACAAUCCUAGCAGGGUUGCCUGACUUUAGAGUAUAUUUAAUUAUUAUAAUUGCUUUAGGAAUUUUGAUUGACAGUCUUGAACAUACAGCUACUUUGAAUAGGGACAAUAUGUCUUUCCUUCACCACCUUAACUUACUACCAGGAUAAUAUUACUUUAGUAUCAAGGCAAUAUGGAAGCAACAGAAGGAUUACGUGAUUAAAUUUCUUGGGCCAGCUGCAGGGUUUGGGGAUGGGAGGUGUAGUAUUGCACUGGUUUGGCUCCUUUUUCCAAGACUGGUCCCAAUUGGUGUUAAUAGGGAGCAGAGGUUUAGCCCACAGCCACUCCCUCAUGAGUGCCACAGGAAUGAGGCAUGAGUAUGUAGAUGUUAUAGUUUUACAUCUCUAUCCUUGGUGCUCCAAGUGAUGCUAUAGUUGCCUUUAGUGCCUGGAGACUGUAAAGACCUGGAUGAACCCUGUCAAGAUGGAAUAGCUGUGGGGGCAGGAGACCUCAGGAUAUGGUCAUUUAUAAUUUUUAGUUCUGUAUUUUUAGUGUGGUUAUACUACUACAGACAGAUCUGGUGCAUAUCCUGGGCAUUCUGGACUCACAACUCAUGCUCGAAGAGUGCACCAGUUUCCCCUUAUCUGGAUCAUGAAGCUCUGCACAUAGUCACACCCUACUCAUCUCAGUUGGAUUACUGCAAUGCUCUCUAUAUGGGGCUACCUUUGAGGAGUAUUUAGAAGCUGAGUGCAGCAACACAACACAGUUCUGAGGGCCCUUUGGCUGGCAUGUAUAACACUGUUACCAGUUUGCUUCCAGAUCCAGUUCAAGGUGUUAAAGCCUUUAAAGCCCUAUAUGGCAUGGAUCCAGGGUAUCUGAGGAGCUGUCUCACCCAGCGUGACUAGCCCACCCCACUUAUGUCAGCAGAAGAAGCCUGCUACAGACUCCACCUGCUAAGGAAUUCGAGCAGGUGGGGUAAAGAAGAGCCUUUUUCUGCUGUGACACCAACCCUGUGGAAUACUCUACCACUGAAGGUGAAAACUACUCCCAGCCUUUUGGCCUUCCAGAAGGGUAUUAAAACUUGGUUUUGAUGGUUGGCCUAGGGCCAACAGGAGGUGAUUGACCUGAUAAGAAGACCUCAUUCCCAUACCCUCCACCUCCUUGGUUCCAGUUUUUUGUAGAGUUUUAAAUUGUUCGUGGCUUUUCUAUUUAUUUUUUUAUGUUCUAUACACCAUCCAGAGUCACCCUAUUAGAUGAUGGCGUAUACAUUUAAUAAAUAAUAAAUAAAUGAGACUCAGAUAUAGGAAAUAGCUGCAGUUGUGCUGAUGCUGUGGCUUUCAAUUUUACCCCUAGCUGCGUGUCUUUGGAUUCUCCAUGGAAUGUUAUUUGCGGCAACAGAGACAGAAUUUUAUAGCAAAAGUGUGUUGCCUCUGAAACAAAGGGGCUCUAAAACAUGCAUGGUUCCCAAACUGGACAGUUGCUCUGACAACAGAUAGAAGCAAACAGUUGAUAUGAAAAGGGUGUGUCUAUGUGAGUGCUCGGGUACAUGCAGUAGAUGAGAGAGGGAGUUGAAGUCUUCUCUGCCAGAAAUUAUUUAGUGUGCAGGGAAUCUGGUUUUCAACAUCUAUCGCUUGAUUCAAAAUUUAGACUUGUUUUUAAAAUUACCUUCAAGAAUCCAAAUAAACUUUUUUUUUUGUAUAGAUCAGUGACUGAUACAGAAUCUUCAGAGUUAAAUAUAGGUGGUCCUCAACUUGCAACACCAUUGUGAUCAGGAUUUCCAUUGCCAAGCAAGGCAAUUGUUAAGUGAGCCAUGCUUGACUUUACAACCUUUUUUUGCCAUGGUUAAGCACAUCACUGCAGUUGUUAAGGGAAUCACAGCAGUCAUUAAGUGAAUCCAGCUUCCCCCAUUGACUUUGCUUGUUGGAAGCUGUCUGGGAAGGUCGCCUGCAGGUGGCAAUUCUAUGACUUGGGAUGCUGCAACCAUCAUAAAUACAAGCCAGUUGCCAAGUGCCCAAAUUCUGAUCAUGUGACUGUGGGGAUGCUGCAACCAUUUUAAGUGUGAGGGCCCGUCAUAAGUCACUUUUUUCACAGUUAUUGCAGCUUUGAAUGGUCACUAAACAAAUGGCUGUAAGUUAAGGAUUACUUGUUCUGUUGAAUAAACUUAACAUUGCAAUUUUAUUACACUACUGCCUAUAUAGGAAUUGAAAAGGCUAUUAAAAGAUCCAAGUACAUGGGGUUAAUUCAGUUCAAACUCAGUUAAAUAGCAACUGCUGUGGAGGAUUUGGGGAAAGUAAUUUCCCAAGUUGAUUACCUUAUGUUCAUACAUUGUGAAACCCACUUUCUUGCUAAUUAGAUCAAUAUAUUAAGGCAAAUGAGCAGGAGUGUUGUUUUUUUCAACUAAUGACCUGCUAGCCUACUGAAAAUUACUCUGCAAUAUCUUUCAAUGUUUAUCAUUGAUGUUCAAGCUGGUUAUUUUAAUUUUACGCUCUGUCUUUUCCAGCCUAGCUUCUAUUACACAAUUAAAUUGUGUACUAUAUUUUUAAGCAUUGCUGGCUUAAUUUAAAUUUGUAAUCAAAUAAAACCAUAUUUUAGUACUGUAUUAAUCAGAUUGUUUUGUUUUGCACUUGUAUAUAUACUACUUUUGGCCAAGUUUGGAAAUGAGCAGUUAGAGAAUGCUGAACAGAUGCUAAACCUGUUUCAUUUUUUACCUAAUAUUUAAAGAGCAAAUAUCAGCCAAGUCAGAAACCUGUGGCUAACUCAUAGUUGCUCAUGAGUCAACAACCCUUGUGCCUGAAUUAUCUAUAUAUUAGAAAUAGGAAGAAUUAAUGCAGUGUUUCUCAACCUUGACAAUUUUAAGGCAUGUGGACUUCAACUCCCAGAAUUCCACAGCCAGCAAAGUACCAAGUACUUUGCAUUUCAGAGACAUGGUAUAUAAAUAGACAGUUCACAAUAAUGUUAUUCUAAUAAAAGUUUAAAAUAUUUAAUGUAACAAUUCUUUUCUUCAGUGGCCCUGAAAUGAUGGAAUACAAGAGUAUUCUUCAUUUUCUUUGUUAGGGCAGUAUUUCAUAACCAGUUUUUACGUAGUUGUAGCUGUUAGCAAGUUUCAUAUCAAAUUUAAAUACCCAUUAAAAGAUGCAAAAUUUAUCUUGAAACAUUAAACUCUGUAACAUAUUUAAUCCAAUCUGCUCAUGUGAUUAUUGUCCAGAAACUAAUUACAGAUAACUAAAAUCUAAAACAGCCAGUGGAAUGUUGUAAAUAUAUUGUGUUUCUGUUGGAACAGUUAAACUUACUGGCCUCUGAGUUUUCUAACUGCAUACAGUACAUCCUCAGUACAUUACUACCUUUUGUAUAACUAUAUAUAAAGUUAAGAACUUGAAGAAUGUUUGUGGCCUUCAAUCUAAGAUCAUAAUUCAGCUGAAGCUUUAACCUCUACUGACUGCAGUGGAGAUUCGCACAAGAGAAAAUAACUAGGUCUACAUGAAGUGCUUGAGGUACCUAUGUUAUCUUAUGCCACAAAGCAAACAUUUUAUUUUGUCAAGGUGUAGAAGUAAUGCACAUGGUUUCUCAUAGCCCAAAGUUACCAUGGCAGGUGAAUGGUAAAGAAAUACACAUAUGGAAAACUGCCUACCAGGUACUUCCUCAACUUUUGAAGAACUGAAAAUUUCCAGUACAUGUUUUGAUAAGUGUCCAGAGCAUAGAGAUGUUUUUAAAUCCCCAGUAAAAAGGAAAACAAUAGAGCCAAUAAACAUCCAGCCUAUUGCCUACUAUGUCAGCAUCUUAUCUCCAUAUUGUAUUUUCAUACAAGAAUUGAAAUUGCCUGAAUUCUGAGUUUUGCUCAUUUAAAAUUGGAGGAUAAGUGACACAUUUUUAUCAUAAAUUGAAAAUAUUUAACCAGAUAUCAGCCAAAAAUACAUACUUUUUAUUUUUAGAACAAAAUCUUUAUUUUUUUUUUCAAAUACUCUGUUAAAUGUAUGGGGAUGCUAAGUUUCCUUGACUAUAUAACUGUUUUACUUUCCAUGGUAUUGUCAUUUGUAUAGCUGCCCUUGUCAUAUGCUAGAGGUUUGCUGCUUGAAACUAAGGGUGUGGGACAUAGCUUCCUACAGAUAGCUGUAGUUCAAAUUUGUAUGCUAGCUUGCAGUUAAUUAUCAUUUCAAUAAUGCUAACUUAAAGUAAUUCAACUGCAUAACAACUUGCAGUCAUUGUUAUUUCAGUUAAUAAGUGUGUAUCAUUUUAAAAGGUACAAUAUGGAUUAAGGUGUAAUACUUAUUUCCAGCGCUAUGAAAUAUGAAGUGACUGAUGCUACAAAAGAUUAGCCCAACUGCUUCAAAAGACAACAGUUGCACAUAUUGUAAUGAUAUUUGGGGAACAAAUAGAACUUGGUAUUUCUUUAGUAGGCAACUAGCAUCCCCAUUUAAAAUAUCACAGAGUUCAGCAAAGGGCAGGGGGAAGAGUGCACAGUACUUAAGUUUCACAAUCACAAUCACAGCACCAAGAUUAUCAAGACAAAUAGAAAGGAAAUACUAAAUGGAAGGCCUCUGGCCAAAAUUUUACUCCAUUAUUCUUCAAAAGCUCUGCUUUGGGACCAGAAUAAAGCACUAGUGAGAAAGGUAAACCAUCUUCAGUCCCGUAAUAACAGAAGAAUUGUACAGAAUUACAUAGUGAUGCACCCAAUGGAAACCUUUAUUCCAUAACUUAUAAAAAAGAGUAAAGUGUAGUUUUAAAGCUACAUUGGAGGAUCAGAUCCUUUAUUCACUUUUUUUUCAUAAUGCAAUAACUUAAUUGCAAAAAAGAAUAUUACUGAAUUGGGGAGAAAACAGUGCUUUCCCCACACACUAUCAUAUACCUUUUACAUCUUUUUUAUGGAAUAGUUUCCUUGAUCUAGCCAGUUUAUAGGGAGAAAGAAAUAACUUUAUAUUUCUUCCAUAUUAUGUCCAAUAAGUUGAUUCUCUGAAAAAGUAGGUAUUAAGAAAAGGUGAGUAGGUGAAUAUCUUCUUACUUGCCAAUCAGUGCACCUACCACCAUUUCUGAGCCUUUAGUCUCCAAGUAAAACAUGGGUGGCUGAAAACAGGUUACUCUAAAUCCACUUUGGAGCCUUGUCCAAAUUUGAAGUUUUCUCUAGCCCUGUUGAAGCCUGGCUGCAUUAUGAAGUGCUAGGACUCUUGCCAAGACAUCCAAGUUCUCACUAGUGAUCUUUGCGGGUGUGUCCUGUCACAUUUAAUCCCUUAUCAAAUUAGUUUGAACAUAUGAGGAAGCUAUGUCACACUCAUGAAUUAUCAUAUACAAAAAGACUAACCUAAAUUUAUUCCGCCUGCCUUGAGCGGGCAUUUUAGCAAAUAGAACUUAAUAAAUCUGAAGGAAGGCUGUCCUCAAAACAGAGCACCAAUUUAUAGAAAUCAUACAAGGCUUAUCCCGAGAGACAUGAAAGCCUCAAUUAGAGGUUGUUAAGAGACCCUGUUAUCACCAGUGAGUUAGAUGUUAAUCGAGAGAGGUGAACAUUCAGGCCCCCUCUCCAAAUGUAGUAAGGUUCAAGCACAGAGGUAGACAUCAGCAAGAGUGUAGGCAGCAUCCUAAUUCCAGGAACUUCCCCUAAAAGGAAACUAUCUCUGUGAGGAUGGAGAACAGCAGGUGUUGGUGAUGUUUACAACUUUUUUUAAAAGGAGGUACAAGAGAGGGAGAGCUACAGUUUCAAAAGGCAGGCAUGCUGAGGAUGGCAAGGUCCAGGGCAAUCGGUUCCUAAGUCACAACGAUCAAGAGUAUAAUACAGUCUGAAACACUUUGGAGCCUUGGAAUUCAAGGGGAGAGGACAAAAUUAAAGCAAUAAAGGACACUAUGACUGUGCAAAAAAAAAAA
Molecule: messenger RNA, 10649 nt
Organism: Crotalus tigris (Tiger rattlesnake)
Lineage: Eukaryota; Metazoa; Chordata; Lepidosauria; Squamata; Viperidae
Gene: IL17RA
Product: interleukin 17 receptor A
Exons: 12
Coding region: 91-2637 (848 amino acids)
Molecular function (GO): interleukin-17 receptor activity
Source: RefSeq, a predicted model, not a curated record